GAAAAACUACUUGCACUCUCAGAAAAUAAUCGAUUAGAAAAGAAUGCACGAUGAGAAGCAUAGAACAACCCUACACUUCCUCUUCUACUACAAUUAGUAUGUAGCUGCGUUUGCCUUCGUCGGCUGAGCGUUUUCGUACAAGUCAAUAUCAUUCAGAUCACAUCAUGAUAUGUACUUUUGUGGAAAAGCGAAAGAUCGGCUGUCCAAUUUUGUCAUAAUGUGUACUAGGCAGGGGCAGACUGACCAAUUGGAAACUCGGGCACUGCCCGAGGGCCCGGGGCCAGUAGGGGGCCCCAUGAGAUGCCCCUGGUACCUUUUUCAUAGGCUUUUUUGAGUUUGGGCAAGGACACAGGGGCCCCACGAUCCCCUAUUGCCCAGGG
Molecule: messenger RNA, 380 nt
Organism: Staurois parvus
Lineage: Eukaryota; Metazoa; Chordata; Amphibia; Anura; Ranidae
Source: the annotation of a GenBank genome assembly